Rotaria socialis is the source of this 2010-nucleotide messenger RNA. NCBI's taxonomy places the organism in Eukaryota, Metazoa, Rotifera, Eurotatoria, Philodinida, Philodinidae. The record is from the annotation of a GenBank genome assembly.
AUGAAUACAGUAUCGAAUUCAUCUCAGGUCACCCAUGAUGCCAAUAAUUCACGUGAAAUUAUUAUUGAUGAUCCGUUGUUAUUCGAUAACAAUAGUAAUAAAUUGCCACCAAUAGAAAAAGUAUCGACAACAACAAUCAGAAAUUUUCGUCGUAGCCUCUAUGGUCUUCCAUUCACCACUACACCACGUACUUCUUCAACAUCAUCAACAUCAUUGUCACCAGCGCUAUUAUUUUAUCACCUUUAUUCACUUAAUGUUUUACAGCAUCAAUCAAAUGGUACUAUUCGAUCGUCAACAAAAACGUGUGGAACAACAGCAACAUCCAUUCGCACAAAUGUAUCAUUAUCAGUACAGCCAGCAUUGACUUCAAAAUCUUCCAUAGAUACUAAACAAAAGCAAACCUGCUUUUACCAAUAUCGUUAUCGAUGUAUAUGUGUUCUUAGUAUAAUUCUAAUACUUUUCUUGUUAACUAUUCUUCCUUUCAUAUUUACUUCAAAUUUUUUCAUUCGUUUAUCAUCAUGUGAUUGUCCAGUUGGAUAUGAAAGAAGUUUAUCAACGUCAUCAUCAUCAUGCACAUGCAUAGAUCGAAAUGAAUGUCUUAAUUCUGCUGGAUUUCAUAUAUGUACUGGUCUUAAUAUGCAAUGUAUAAAUACUAUGGGUAGUUAUAUAUGUCGUUGUCGACCAGGUUUUAUACGAGAAAUUCAUCAAGACUCGUGUGUUGAUAUUAAUGAAUGUAAUCUUUAUACACCAUGUAACACAAGUAUAAGUAAUUGCAUUAAUUUACCAGGCCGCUACUAUUGUCAAUGUUUAAUAAGUCAAACAAAUAAUGAACAAUGUGUACCAAGAAAUAUUUGUGCAGAGCAAAAUGAUUUAUGUGGUCCUUACAGUGAAUGUGUUGUAUCGUCAUCAAACGGAUACAAUUGUGAAUGUCUACCUGGUCAUAUAAUGCACGAAAAUGGACAAUGCUCAAAAAUAAAUGAAUGUGAGAUGACACCAUCAUUAUGUGAACGUGGCCGUUCAUGUAUAUUAACUCGAGACCGUUUUGAUUGUUGUACUUCGAAUAGAACAAAAAAUGAUACUGGUGAAUGUGCAGAAUGUGGUUUACCUAUUAAUCGACGACUAGCACGCAUUGUUAAUGGUGAUCGUUCUUAUCGUGGACAAUGGCCAUGGAUGGCUGUAGUAGGUGUUUACUUUCGUGAUGAUACAAACCGUUGGAUAAAUAUAACACAAAAAUGUGCUGCAACAUUAAUAGCUAAUCGCUAUCUAUUAACUGCUGCACAUUGUCUUAGUAAUCAAUUACCAACAUUCGAUACUAUGCGUUUACCCAAUCGUUAUCAAUCAUCAUUAAAAGAUACAUAUCGUGUAUCAUUUGAUGUUAUCGAUAUUGAAAACGAUAUCGUUAAUAGUAGAAAUACAAAUAAAAAUGAAAGCAACGAAAAGCAGCAAUCACGUACAUUUACACUUGAACAUGCUUGUAUUCAUCCCGGUUUUAAUCAUAAUACACUUUUACAUGAUAUAGCUAUAUUAAAAUUAAAACAACCAAUUGUACGAAGUUCACUAAUUGAUACGAUUUGUUUAGCAACAAAUGAACAAUCGAUUGAUAAUGGUACUAAAGUUUGGGUUGCUGGUUGGGGUUCGAAUGCUGAAUAUAGUUCAAGUCUUAAUGUUCUCAUGCAUGCCGAUUUACAAAUGCUUCCACCAUCGUUUUGUUCAUCCAUUGAAUCACAUGAUUAUCAAUUAUGUGCUGGUUGGUCUGAUGGUAAAAAAGAUGCUUGUCGUGGUGAUUCAGGUGGACCGCUAAUGUUAUAUAGCAACAAUCGGUGGCAUAUUAUUGGUAUUGUAUCAUUUGGUGAUGGUUGUAGUCGAGCUAAUAGUGGUGGAGUUUAUACGCGUGUAUCAGCUUAUCAUAAAUGGAUUCUUGAUACAAUGUCUUCGUCAACAAUUCCAUCGAGCUGCAGUUCAUUCUAUGAUUAUACUCAAAUUGUUACUGAUAUUUCAACAGUUAAUUAA